Molecule: messenger RNA, 1303 nt
Organism: Mercenaria mercenaria
Lineage: Eukaryota; Metazoa; Mollusca; Bivalvia; Venerida; Veneridae
Exons: 4
Coding region: 46-660 (204 amino acids)
Source: RefSeq, a predicted model, not a curated record
AGUGACAACAAUUUUUUUCAACGGAGGAGUUACGGGUCUGAGAGAAUGAAGAAAUAUCAUUUCCUGAUACUGUGCUUCAUGUUUUGCACUGGAGAGAUACCACUUUCUACAAAAGCAUUUGUGCUUAAUUCGAACAUUUGCGGAACUAAUCAGAACGCUAAUACGUUGAUACAUGGAGACAGCCAAAAUGCUAUAAACAACUUCGCUCAUGUUAUCAGUCAUAAACGGAUGUUUGAUUUAUAUGGAGACAAUGAAAACCACGCCGUGGGAUGCAGGAAAUCUGCUGGACAGUACAAACACAGGAAAGGGCGGUUAUAUGACGGAUCGACAUGGACUUUGGACUGUUGGGAUCCAGUUGAAUGUACCAUGAUAGAAACAGUAGAACAUGGACGCGAUACAUUAAAACUUCUCCCUUUCUCGUCCUCGUCAUCUGGUCACGUCAACGUCGAAACCGUACUUCUGCCAAUCGAUGAACACAAUACGGUAUCUUACACAUUCCUGCCUGCUUCUACUCAGAAAGGUAUUUUCUUUGUUACCGCCUUGUUGACUGGCUGCAGUGUCUUCGUCGCAAAACCUGAUAACUUGAACUGUAACCUUAUCGUUAUGCAUUCUAACUACUUCUGUACCAGUUCCUCAACCACUGAUUUCAACCACAAAUAGGCCAUGGCGGUGCUAGAGUUAGUUCAUGACACGAAUAAGCACUGCACAUAUAAUGUGCAGUCAGUUCGACGUUGGGCGGCUGAUGUCAACCACCAUAACAUUGCUGCAGCUCAUCAUCCGUAUGCCAACAACAUCUUCUAUUACAAAAUGAGUUAUGUCAAUUUCCUCUAUGGCUAUAACCCAGGUGGAGCCAACGGAAAAUGGCGCUUCUGUGUCAAAGAAUUGCAUACUGGUACACCAGUAGAACAUUGUCAUGAUAUAUGAUUUCGAACACGAAACCCACAAACGGGUUUUCUCUUUUUAGAGCAUGAAACACACGCAUGAGCUUAUCAAUCGCUGAUAUAUUAUAAUGGAAAUAAAGCAAUUUUUUAAGACGUUUCAUAGACCUUAUAUUCAACCAGCUAGUCCCACAUUCAUUAAACAGCCUGUUGCUUUGAAUAGAACGCAUACACGAUACGUCGCUGUACUUAUUAUUUAUCCUUUCAAAGCAAGCAUGGGCCCAUGCUAAAAGCAGAUUUGUAAUAUAUUCUAUAAGCCGACCCAUUCGUUCAUUUUGCUGUUGUCGUAAUAUUUGUUUUGGCUUCUGACGUUGCUGUAAUUAUUAUUGCUACAUUAUAAUAAAAAUAUAUCUUGCUAAUGGGAA